AUGACACUAAGCAACAGCGCCGAGAAGUCUACAAGCACUCAUAAGCAACCCAUCACGACAGAAACCGACAAUGAUGACUGGGAAAUCGUGAAUGAAAAGGGAAGCGAACUGUCGGGCGAUCAAGCCAAGAAGGAGAGUGACUCUGAAAAGGGCACUGAAGAAUCUUCGAAAGAAAUGUCUGAAGACGAACAUAAGAGAGAAUUGACAAAGGCAAAGUGGGAGGGCAUGCAACAGCAGGCGGGCGGGGUAUAUCCUCACCGAGAGGUCAAAGUACCAACCUAUCCGAAAUUCACUGGAGAUUGGUAG
Molecule: messenger RNA, 306 nt
Organism: Fusarium poae
Lineage: Eukaryota; Fungi; Ascomycota; Sordariomycetes; Hypocreales; Nectriaceae
Exons: 2
Coding region: 1-306 (101 amino acids)
Source: RefSeq, a predicted model, not a curated record